Molecule: messenger RNA, 2079 nt
Organism: Diceros bicornis minor
Lineage: Eukaryota; Metazoa; Chordata; Mammalia; Perissodactyla; Rhinocerotidae
Gene: NEK2
Product: NIMA related kinase 2
Exons: 8
Coding region: 76-1413 (445 amino acids)
Biological process (GO): protein phosphorylation
Molecular function (GO): protein kinase activity; ATP binding
Source: RefSeq, a predicted model, not a curated record
GAGGGGUCCCGGAGUCGGUGGCUGCAGCUAGGUGCCUGCAUCGCGACCUGCAGGAGUCGUGCGGCCGGCCCGGCCAUGCCGACUCGGGCGGAGGACUAUGAGGUGCUGUACACCAUCGGCACGGGGUCCUACGGCCGCUGCCAGAAGAUCCGGAGGAAGAGCGACGGCAAGAUAUUAGUUUGGAAAGAACUUGACUAUGGCUCUAUGACAGAAGCUGAGAAACAAAUGCUUGUUUCUGAAGUGAAUUUGCUUCGUGAACUGAAACAUCCAAACAUUGUCCGUUACUACGAUCGAAUUAUUGACCGAACCAACACAACACUGUACAUUGUAAUGGAAUAUUGCGAAGGAGGAGACCUGGCUAGUGUAAUUAUGAAGGGAACCAAGGAAAGACAAUACUUAGAUGAAGAGUUUGUUCUUCGAGUGAUGACUCAGCUGACUCUGGCCCUAAAAGAAUGUCACAGACGAAGCGAUGGUGGUCAUACUGUGCUGCAUCGGGACCUGAAACCAGCCAAUGUUUUCCUGGAUGGCAAGCAAAACGUUAAGCUUGGAGACUUUGGGCUAGCUAGAAUAUUAAACCAUGAUACGAGUUUUGCAAAAACAUUUGUUGGCACACCUUAUUACAUGUCUCCUGAACAAAUGAAUCGCAUGUCCUACAAUGAGAAAUCGGAUAUCUGGUCACUAGGUUGUUUGCUGUAUGAACUGUGUGCAUUAAUGCCUCCAUUUACAGCUUUCAACCAGAAAGAACUAGCUGGAAAGAUCAGAGAAGGCAAAUUCAGGCGAAUUCCAUAUCGUUACUCUGAUGAAUUGAAUGACAUUAUUACGAGGAUGUUAAAUUUAAAGGAUUACCAUCGACCUUCUGUUGAAGAAAUUCUUGAGAAUCCUUUGAUAGCAGACUUGGUUGCAGAAGAGCAAAGAAGAAAUCCCGAGAGAAGAGGGCGACGAUUGGGAGACCCUGAAAAGUUGCAGGAUUCCAGCUCUGUGUUGAGUGAGCUGAAACUAAAGGAAAUACAGUUACAGGAGCGAGAGCGAGCCCUCAAGGCCAGAGAAGAAAGACUGGAGCAGAAGGAACGUGAGCUUUGUGUUCGUGAGAGACUGGCUGAGGACAAGCUUGCUAGAGCAGACAGUCUGUUGAAGAAUUACAGCCUGCUGAAGGAACACAAGUUCCUGUCGCUGGCCAGUAGACCAGAACUUUUGGAUCUUCCAUCCUCGAUAAUUAAGAAGAAAGUUCAUUUCAGUGGGGAAAGUAAAGAGAACGUCCUGAGGACUGAGAAUUCUGAGAGUCAGCUCACCUCCAAAUCCAAGUGCAGAGACCUGAAAAAAAGGCUUCAUGCUGCUCAGCUGCGUGCUCAAGCCCUAUCAGAUAUUGAAAAAAAUUACCAGCUGAAAAGCAGACAGAUUCUAGGCAUGCGCUAGCCCAGCCGAGAGACACGGGGCUGUGUACAGUAUUAAAUAUUGCCGACCCUUUAAAGAUUGAUAUUCAACUGCUGUGGCUGUAUAUACUUGGUUCUGUGAGCCAUGCAUUUUUGUAUAGUAAGCAUAUUUUGGAAUUGCUUUUGCUGUUGUUCAGCAACAAUUGUAAAAAUGUCCACAUCUUUAAUUUUUCUUUCCUUUAUUAAGAACACUUUAUAGAAAGAAUGACACUUUCUUGGUUGGUUGGGCUUUUAAUCCUGUGUGUGAUUACUACGGGAACAUGAAAUGUUACCUUCUAAAUGUUGGGGGAAAAUAAUGUCAGGAAAAAAAUAUUUACCCGGGAGUAGUACUUAGACGUUUUAAAUGACUGAGUGGUGUGCUUACAAUUGUCUUGUCUACAUUUAAAAUUUAAGUCUGAGGUUUUAAAUGUUCUUGAGCUUAGAAAAUCUAAUUGGAUACAAACUAGUUACUAAUACCAUGCCAUCUUGCUUAUAAAUAUCCCAUUGCUCUGUAGUACAAAUCUGUCACCUUUGUGAAAAUUCAUCACUGUGAUGUCUAUGUUCUUUUUUUCCUUUUUAUUCUUUUUAACAGUAUAUGAGCUAGCUGUCAUUUACCCACCUCUUUCUCACUAAAUAAAAGAGUUCUUUAGUUUCCUUAUAUUUAUGUCUC